AUGUCGGACUCUCCAUUUCUCCAGGCUUCCACAAAUCCUGCUGCCCACGCCCAACUUGGAGCCAACACUGACUCGGAUCCAACACUCUACGACACACCUGAUGGACACGCGCUCGUUCGCGGACUGCUCAAGGCUCUCCCAUAUGAUCCUCAUGAUUAUAUAAUAUCAGGGAUAUGCCCCAUUCUAGAUGGAAGGGACUUGCUGGCAACGUUGGUGACAGGUGGAGGCAAAACAGGAUACUUUGUGAUGCUGAUGAUCGUGAUAUCUGCGAUCGCGAAGGAUCCAAGCUGUGCGGGCUCCCGUAAAACAUUCCCCAAAGACCCUGCAAUGGUUAUUAUAUGCCCCACCAAAGCUCUCCAAGAAACUAUGUCAGCAAGCAUUAUUGAGCUUGGACUUUCCACUCUUGUAAUAAACGGAGAUACUUAUCUCUCUGCCCUUCAAGUACAAAGAGAUCUCUGGAAAGAAGCAUGUCAGAAGUUCACGAUGAUUCUCCUAUCACCUGAAGAGCUCUCCAGUGCAGGAUUUUCUUCACUUCUUGACAACCCUGAGUUCUCUGCUCAUCUUUGUGGUCUAGGAAUGGAUGAAGCUCACCUGAUUUACUGGUGGGGACGAAGCUUUCGCCCCAUGUUUCAGCAAAUUGGCCUUGUCCGAGCAAGAAUGCCGCUCAGAAAUGGCCAUCGUAUACCUGUUGUUGCCGUGACAGCAACACUCAGAGUAGGGGAACCUAUGGCGUGUAUUUGCAAGGUUCUGGGCCUCAUUCCUGGAAAGUAUCAUUUUCUACGACGUUCCAAUGUCCGCAAUGAUAUCCAGCUCAUUUUCCGAGAGCUUCAAUCUGGUUUGGGAGGAUAUAAUUUUCCCGAGCUUGAUUGGCUCCUCGGGGAACAUGACAACACCAUUGUUUUUUGCAAAACAAUUUCCUUGGGUUUUAAAGUUGCCUGUUAUCUCUGGGCAAAAGCCAGCCAUCUCCCCGAUCGAUCAAAACACAUCCGUAUGUUCAACUCUUUGAACUGGCAAUCAUACAAUUCCGAUACACUCGGAUUUUUGAACAACAACAACCAACAAUCCUCAAUAACUAUUGCCACAGACACCCUCAGUGUUGGCUGGGACAGUAAAUUUACUCGGAAUGCAGUGAUUCUUGGGGAACCAAAUGACAUUGACGAGUUUUUGCAAAAAAUCGGACGCAUUGGACGCAAUCGGGCAGCUGUACCGUCUCCGCGUGCAUUUCUAUAUUAUAGUCGGGGUGCUCUCGCAAGUGCACGGGCUGUUGUGGACUCUGUGGAUAAAUCAGGGAGCACCAACAGACAUUCAACGGACAUGCAAAAUGGUGAUAGCACCGGAGAUACUGCGAAAAAAUCGAAACGGAAAGCUCCCAUCAAAGAUGGCUCGGAAUCACUCAUGGACAUCACAAUGGCGUGCUUACUGCUAGCCCAAUGUAUAUCCAAAGCCAUUGAUGAACCUUAUGACAACCCCAUUGACGAUAUCCCUUGCAUGUGCAAAUCCUGCCGUGAUAACCCACCUGUUCCUCGACGGCGUAGGUGUAACUGUAGUGGCCCUCAAUGCAACCCCGAAAACACACCAGGAUCUUCUGUGGCAAGACUUGCAAAGAAUGGUUGA
Messenger RNA from Laccaria bicolor S238N-H82, 1614 nucleotides. RefSeq lists its product as uncharacterized. The record is from RefSeq and is a predicted model, not a curated record. The transcript has 2 exons. Gene Ontology annotation, cellular component: chromosome; nucleus; cytoplasm. Gene Ontology annotation, biological process: double-strand break repair via homologous recombination. NCBI's taxonomy places the organism in Eukaryota, Fungi, Basidiomycota, Agaricomycetes, Agaricales, Hydnangiaceae. Gene Ontology annotation, molecular function: nucleic acid binding; four-way junction helicase activity; 3'-5' DNA helicase activity. Bases 1 to 1614 code for a protein of 537 amino acids.